GUUGGUAUGAGAUUCACGGGGUUUACGGGGAAUGAGGAACCUAUAGGUAUGAGGUUCCAUACCCAAGUUACCUCAACCAAACAACUUUAUCAGUUUUGAUUUAAUCACAUAUUCACAUGAAUUUCAUUCGUUCCUUAACCUCCAACCAAACACACCCUUAAACAUGGAAGCUUGUAUUUAGCAUGUCAAGUAAAUGACAUUUGGCUCUUGAAUGCUGCUUUUGAUUUCUGUGCUCCUUAACAAAUGAAAAGACAUGCUUCAAACUCCCAAGUCCUCUCUUUGUUUCCGCAUCUUCAGGAUGGAACUUGGAAGUAUCGGAGAUUUAAAAUUCUCUGCAAUCUAUGGAUGUAUAGUGUUUCCUUGUGACCCUAAUUUCUAAUUUGACCUUGCUGGAGAUGCUCGACAUUGGAGUCUGUGUAGUGUUCUAGUCAACUGUUUGUCAGGAGAUUCACAAUUGACUUUCUGAGCACCUUUACCUGGUCAGUUUCCAUUACAUUAUUAUAUCUUCUCGUUCUUUUCUGCUCUUUUUUCUAUCCACUAUGUUUUUCUUCAGAGCAGCAUUGCAUUGCACUUUACGGAAGGGGUUAUGGUUGUUUUAAUGUUUCAAAGCAAGACUUAGACUCCGUGUAGUCCUCUGUCCCUCCAAGAGGAGUUCUAUACUCGGUUUUUCUCAUCGUCUGUUUACAUAUGAAACAGUUUUCAUUACCUCCUUUACGUAUUCUGUUUUAGAUUAUGAGAUAACUUUGCUCUUACUCUGGUUACUGGUACUAGCUAUGCUUUCUUUGAUUUGAUUGUUUUCCCAGUUAUUGAUUGUUCGUCUUCUAGUGGUCUUCCUUUGAUCUGUUUGUACCUCUGUAAUUGGAUGGGAAUAUUUUUGAGGCAUUAAAGUUGAUGUAGCAUGUCCAGUUACCAAAAAGAUCACUCAUAACAGUAUGCUGUCAGAUUGGGGAUGAUAGUUGCUAGAGCAUAAACAGAGUAGAGGUGGUGGUUGGUACUCAGUAUUGCACUAUUGACAUUCUAUUUUAAAGAUGUUCUCUCUGUUUGGAUUUUGGAAUCUUCUACAUUCGAGUUAUUGGUUGAUAAAUGUAACAAAUGUAAACUCAGUUACUCAUACACUUUGAUGUAGAAGCUAGAUUUCCUUUUUCUCUCUCUUUUGAUUAGGAAAGCGGCACAUACCAGGGGGUAGCGACUGUUUAUUAAAAACACAGGACUCUGCUAAGAAUCUUUCAGACUAGCAGACUUGCUUUCUUGUCCUCGGCCUUCAGCUGUGAUGCAUCCAGCACAUUGUAUGGAGUGCAAGAACAAAGGGUUGUUUUAUUCAUGUGUUUGCGUAUUUUAAAGGUGUAGCUAUGCUUGGAAUUUUCAAGUGGCGAUAAUAUAUCUGUGCAAGGAAAAUUCCAGCUUUCUGAAUGACCUGAAUGUUUAGUUUGUGUUCAAAACCUAAUAUUUGGUUGUAUUCUAUAUCUCUUGUUGUCAACUGAACACUGUUGGAUAAUUCAUAUAUUAUACUUCCUGCACAGAGAAUAUCAUCAAGCUCCUGUGUUUGACUAAUCCGAGUUCUCUUCUUUCUGGAGACAAAGGAAUGCUGACCAUUUCUUUGAUUUUUGGAUAAAGUUCUCUUCAAUGUGCUUGUUCACAUGGGAAUUGAAGUUUGGUUGUUAGACGUACUUGCAGAUAUUUACCAUAUGCUACAUUACUUUCAUCUCAUAUUAGCACUGUCAAUGUGUGUCAAAUUCCUAUCAGAAAAUGGUGUAAACAGUAAGUUCAAGGCGGCUUAUCCUGAAUUUUCUCUUGGAAAUAGUUUGCAUUGAGGAUGGUUGGAGGAAUGUUCCCUCUACAAUAUAAGGGGUUGACUUCUGGUUUGAAUUUUAAACAUAUGCGAUUUCAGCCCACUGUUUAACUAAAGCUAUUUCUUUAUAAUUGCCUGGAGCAUGUGUGCUGUGCAAAAUUAUUUGACUUGGUCCUGUGUCUGCUGGAAAGUAGAAGAUGCCGCUUAGUAGUUUUCGAGCACAGAUACACUCAUACACAGAUGUUUUUUGGUCGAGUACUGGGCUGGAUGUUAAGGAAUAUCAGGCACUCAGACUGGCAGGCUUAUGAGCUCUGUUUAAGGAUAACUUUUCUGAAUCUGAGCAUACCUUCAAUAUGGAUGUUUGCUGAUGGUAUGUUUCUGGUUUGACUUGGGCUUAAGACCACGUGUUUUUGUUUCUCCAGAGCUUCAGCUGCACAGUUCUUAACUUCUUGUAAGACCUGGAUGAGUGGAUGUCACCCCCCUUUAUGGAAAUGAUAGACUGAUAGCUGCAGGCGGAACCAGUCUGAUCUUGGUGGUGUGCGCCGAGCUAGUUUGAAAUGAUUAGUUCAACUUGUAUUACUAACCCUUCGUGUUGCUUCCUACCAAAAAGUCCGACGAGCCUUUUAUAAUUGGGCCAACCAUAGCUGUAUGGAUCCUUUUUUUCUUCCUUUGCUGUCUUGAGUUAGCUUAGGUCACGGGUGAACCUAGCCAUAUUGGUUUGAGGGCAUCGACUGGGCCUGCCUCAGCAGUCAUGGGUACGACUGAGCCAAAUCCCGAGCCAGUUCCUUGCUGACCUGACCACUUGAUUACCUCUAUCUUUCGUUUAGUUCUCCACUUCUGAUGAUAUUUUAAAGAGUUAGUGGAGAGAAAUUCAAAUGUAAGCUGCCCACAACCAACUACUUUUCUGUUCUUGCAGUAGUUACUUUGACAAGUAAUGUGCCAAAUAUCUUUGACCACUUAUAUUAUGGCGUGGUGUAAAACAAAAUUUUGGUUUUGUAGGAUGUACUAUGUAGAUUGUCCUUUUUUUUGAAGCCAGAAGCCAUUGUUGCUGUAAGUUUAAGUUUCCUGCAACAAGUGAGCUACUCACAGCAAAUUCCCACCUACCCUUCCCCCUAACAUUGCUAACACUUUUGGUAUUUUUUCUACCAAGGUGACAACAUAACAGAAAUUUUCUCCUUUCUGUUGUAGCUAUCCUUAAUACAUAGGAUCUCUGUGUUUACAUUUACUAAUAUCCUUGGUAAUCUACAUAUUCCUGCAUCCUGUUCCGCGGAGAGCAGAAACUAAAUGGCGAAGGAAGGUGUCUCCGCAGCCUUUUAUAAGCUUAACCUGCAUUGCCCUGAAUGUGCUAAUAAGAUCAAGAGUCCCCUUUUGAAGAUCCAAGGAGUACGAAACGUGGAUGUGAACUUCGCGAAGAGUGAAGUAAAGGUCAUAGGAGUUAUCGAUUCGAAGAAGAUCCACCAAAGAAUAGAGAAAAUAAGCAAGAGGAAGGUGGAAUUGCUCAAAGUUGAAGCAAAUUACAAACACACUGUUGUAGUAGAGAAGGUUGUCAAGGAGACCAAAGAAGCAACUGUAUUCACCCAUAAAGUGAAGGCACAUUUGCAUUGUGAUCAAUGUGAGGCUGAUCUUCGUCGGAAGCUAUUAAGGCAUAAAGCAAUUUAUAAUGUAAAAUCUGAUAUGAAAGCUCAGACUAUGUUGAUUGAGGGGAGCAUUGAAGGGGAUAAAUUGGUAAAGCACAUACGAGAGAAGUUUCACAAACAUGCAGAAAUUGUAAGCGCCAAAGAAGUAAAGAAGGAAGUGAAGAAUGAAAAGGGAGAGAUAAAAAAAGUAGAGGAAACAAAAAACACAAAGAAAGUUAUUGAUGUUGAGGAAGUGAAAGAUGUGAAAGAGAAGCUUAAAGAAACUAACACUCCUUACAUAAUUCACUAUGUUUAUGCUCCUCAAUGGUUCAGCGACGAAGAUCCAAAUGCAUGUUACGUCAUGUAAACACUACCAAGUCACAAUUGUAUGUCCAACUUUUUUGUGAUUUGGGUACAACUUUAAGUCAGUUCUUUUUAUCUUAGUAUUAUUGUAUGAUAUUUAUCAUUACUUAUGAUGAGUUACUUUUUCAUUAUGAAUUCA
This is a messenger RNA of Beta vulgaris subsp. vulgaris (sugar beet), 3907 nucleotides long. RefSeq lists its product as hypothetical. The coding region runs from base 3074 to 3772 and encodes 232 amino acids. The record is from RefSeq and is a predicted model, not a curated record. Gene Ontology annotation, molecular function: metal ion binding. Lineage: Eukaryota; Viridiplantae; Streptophyta; Magnoliopsida; Caryophyllales; Amaranthaceae. The transcript is spliced from 4 exons.